Messenger RNA from Ilex paraguariensis (yerba mate), 1442 nucleotides. The record is from the annotation of a GenBank genome assembly. NCBI's taxonomy places the organism in Eukaryota, Viridiplantae, Streptophyta, Magnoliopsida, Aquifoliales, Aquifoliaceae.
AUGUUAUACAAGGUGCACUGCCAAACUGUGACUGAUGGAGUAGAUAUCCCAGACCCAUGGAGCUUCAAACUUUCAUAUGAUAAGUUAGUCAUCGCAUCUGGAGCACAGGCUUCUACUUUCGGGAUAAAGGGUGUGAAGGAGCACGCAAUUUUUCUCCGUGAAGUUCAUCAUGCUCAAGAAAUCCGGAGGAAGUUACUAUUAAACUUGAUGCUGUCGGAUGUGCCUGGGGUCAGUGAUGAAGAAAAGCUUAGACUACUUCACUGCGUUGUUGUUGGUGGCGGUCCAACUGGAGUCGAGUUCAGUGGUGAACUUAGUGAUUUUAUCACUAGGGAUGUUCAUCAAAGAUAUGCCCACGUGAAAGAUUAUAUCCGUGUUACAUUGAUUGAGGCAAAUGAGAUAUUAUCUUCCUUUGACGAUCGCCUUCGGCAAUAUGCGACUAAGCAGCUAACCAAGUCGGGAGUUCGUCUUGUCCGUGGCAUUGUCAAGGAUGUUCAACCGCGGAAGAUAAUUCUGACUGAUGGCACAGAUGUUCCAUAUGGCCUGUUAGUGUGGUCUACAGGCGUUGGUCCCUCAGGUUUUGUGAAUUCUCUAGAAGUUCCAAAAUCUCCCUCUGGAAGGAUUGGUGUUGAUGAGUGGCUACGCAUCCCUUCUGUGCAGGAUGUGUUCUCUAUUGGUGACUGCUGUGGGUUUCUGGAAAGUACGGGAAAACCAGUUCUUCCUGCUUUGGCGCAGGUUGCAGAGCGUCAGGGGAAAUAUCUAGCCAAACAAUUGAACAGGAUUGGUGAAGCUGGUGGCGGUCAUGCUAAUGCAGCAAAAGGCAUGGAACCCGGGGAUCCCUUUGUCUAUAAGCAUUUGGGGAGCAUGGCAACAAUUGGAAGAUACAAGGCUCUAGUGGACCUUAGGCAGAGCAAGGAAGCAAAAGGGCUCGCUCUGGCAGGAUUUACUAGCUGGUUCAUUUGGCGAUCGGCAUAUCUCACACGUGUAAUAAGCUGGAGGAACAGAUUCUAUGUGGCAAUCAACUGGGCCACAACUUUUGUAUUUGGCCGGGAUAUAAGUCGGAUAUAGAUUGAAACACAAAGGAAUCGGCAGUGUCCCCAUUUAAUAGUCUGUUGGUGUUUCCCUGUGUUACUAAUCCAAGGAACAAAUUCGGAACACUUUGGGCUGCGUACACUGUGAUUCGAGCCCCACCAAACAUUGGAGAAGAGGAUAAAAUAGGAAACAAAGGUCAUUUGCUUUCAUUGAGAAGAACAGUGAAGCAUGUUUUGCCAUAGAGAUAAGUAGUUGUAUUCUUUAUUAAUGUUCCUAUAUACCACUUAAAUUUUUUGUGAAAUUGGCUUUUGAUAUUCCUUGAUAUCUUGAAUUGAAAUUUUUGGUGGAUUGUAAUGCAUUUGCUCGGGGUCAGGCUGACAAAUCGUUUUCCACCUGAAGGCCUUGAUAGCAAU